AUGUGACCCGGAGCGAUAGGCGCGGGGGGUGCCGGGAAGGUUUCUGAGGCACUAGCGGGCGAAGAGGAGGGUUGCUCCGUUGGAGUCCGAACCACGCGCUCAGGCGGAGGCGGGAGGGAGCCAGCGGCGAGCGGAGCCGACCUAGAUGUGAAUUACUGCAAUGAGUAAACGUAAGUCAAAGGAGACGAGCUCUGUAAAUGGAGAAUGCAUCUCACAGGUACAAAGAAUUUUACGUGAAAGAUUUUGUCAUCAGUGCCCUAAUGGAAAACUGUUUGGGGUUCAACUUCAGUACAAGGAAUGACCUCCAUGGCAACAAAUGUGGUGGUGGUGGUGUUAUGCUAUGGAGAGGCAACCUGAUGGAAAAACUGAAUCAGCAGGAGUUUUCAUUCCUCAGUUAUGGCAGAGAACUGAAAAAGCCCUUACAUCUACUGGAGCUGCUGAAACGAACUACUAUCCAUGGAGAAAGUAACUCUGCACUCAUUAUUGGACCCCGGGGAUCAGGAAAGACUAUGUUAUUAAAUCAUGUCUUAAAAGAGCUCAUGGAAGUAAAGCAAGUGAGAGAGAACCUCUUGCAAGUUCAUCUGAAUGGACUCUUACAGACAAACGAUAAAAUAGCUCUCAAGGAGAUCACGAGACAACUACAAAUGGAAAAUGUGGUUGGAGACAAAGUUUUUGGCAGUUUUGCUGAAAACCUUGCAUUUCUUCUUGAAGCUUUAAAGAAAGGUGACCGAGAUAGCAGUUGUCCAGUGCUAUUUAUACUGGAUGAAUUUGAUCUCUUUGUUCAUCACAAGAAUCAGACAUUACUGUAUAACCUUUUUGAUAUAUCCCAGUCAGCACAGACUCCAGUAACAGUUAUUGGAAUUACAUGCAGACAAGAUAUUCUGGAACUCUUGGAAAAGAGAGUGAAGUCAAGGUUCUCCCACCGACAGAUAUAUUUGAUGAAUUCAUUUGAUUUUAAACAGUAUCUUAGAAUAUUUAAAGAACAGUUAUAUCUACCUGCAGAGUUUGUAUACAAGCCUUUCGUACAGAAAUGGAAUAAGAAUGUUCAGUCUCUUUCAGAAGACAGAACAGUGCAAGAUGUGCUACAAAAUCAUUUCCACUGCAGCAAAGACCUGCGAUCACUUCACAUGUUAUUGAUGCUUGCUUUAAGCAGCAUAACAGUAUCUCACCCAUUUAUGACUGGAUCAGAUCUUCUUGAAGCAAGCAAAUUGUGCAGAAUGGACUCAAAAGCAAACAUUGUACAUGGUUUGUCUGUGCUGGAAAUCUGCCUAAUUAUAGCUAUGAAACAUUUAAAUGAUGUUUAUGAAGGAGAACCAUUUAAUUUUCAAAUGGUCUAUAAUGAAUUUCAGAAGUUCAUACAACGGAAAGCACAUUCAAUGUACAACUUUGAGAAACCUGUUGUUAUGAAGGCUUUUGAACACUUGCUACAACUAGAGUUAAUAAAACCAAUAGAAGGACUGCCUGUGCGUGCUCAGAGAGAAUAUCUACUAAUGAAGCUACUUUUGGACAAUAAUCAGAUAAUGGAUGCUUUGCAGGUCUACCCAAACUGCCCAACAGAUGUGAAACAGUGGGCAACAUCCUCAUUGAGUUGGUUGUGAACUUUCUGAACCUUAUAAAACCAUAUUAAGUUGGAAUACAAUAAAGUGGCUGUACUCCACAUAA
This is a messenger RNA of Gopherus flavomarginatus (Mexican gopher tortoise), 1662 nucleotides long. It is a transcript of the gene ORC4, whose product is annotated as origin recognition complex subunit 4. Gene Ontology annotation, molecular function: ATP binding; ATP hydrolysis activity; DNA replication origin binding. The coding region runs from base 198 to 1598 and encodes 466 amino acids. The transcript is spliced from 15 exons. NCBI's taxonomy places the organism in Eukaryota, Metazoa, Chordata, Testudines, Testudinidae. Gene Ontology annotation, biological process: DNA replication; DNA replication initiation. The record is from RefSeq and is a predicted model, not a curated record. Gene Ontology annotation, cellular component: nuclear origin of replication recognition complex; nucleus.